Molecule: messenger RNA, 510 nt
Organism: Penaeus vannamei (Pacific white shrimp)
Lineage: Eukaryota; Metazoa; Arthropoda; Malacostraca; Decapoda; Penaeidae
Source: RefSeq, a predicted model, not a curated record
AUGCGAUCAUCACAAGAUCAGAGCACCAUACCCUUACACCAUCAUUACAUCACGACACCAUACCACCGCAUCGCACCACGGCAUUAUACCCUCAAAAUACCACAGUACCACACUCUCAUACCCUCACAAUACCACACUUUCACAAGUCUCACACUACCACAAUACCAAACCCUCACAUCACCACAAUACCACACCUUCACACACAAUACCAUACCCUUACACCACAAUACCACACCCUUAUACCACCACAAUACCACAAGUAAACCACAAUACCACACUCACAUCACAAUACCACACCCUUAUACCAUCACAAUGCCACACCCUCACACCACUACAAUACCGUACCCUCAUAUGACCACAUUACCACAAUACCACACCCUUACAUAUACAUAUCUCAUACUCUUACACCAAUAUCACAACCUCACACUUACACCACCACAAACCACACCCUCAUACUCUUUACACCACUACAAUACCACACUUCACACCAAGUACCACACCCCCUCAUAA